AUGGAUAUGAGCCAUGCCAAUGAAGUUGAUGUGAAGCUUCUUGAUUUGCAAGAAAAGAAAGUCUUGCUUGAGAGGUUGGUCGGAGCAGUGGAAGAAGGUCAAGAGAGCUUCUUGUUGAGGCUCAAGAACCGCAUUGAUAGAGUUGGAAUAAGCUUUCCUACAAUAGAAGUCAGAUUUGAGCAUCUAAACAUUUCAGCUGUAGCUUAUGUUGGAAGCAGGGCUUUGCCUACAGUCUUGAACUAUUGUGUUAACUUAAUGGAGGGCUUCUUGAAUAGCAUCCAUAUUCUUCCCACUAAGAAGAAACACUUGUCUAUCCUUAAAGAUGUCAGUGGGAUCAUCAUGCCUGGCAGAAUGGCACUGCUUUUGGGCCCUCCAAGUUCCGGGAAGACCACGCUCUUGUUGGCUUUGGCUGGAAAACUUGAUCAGGAUCUCAAGUCUUCAGGAUGUGUGACUUACAAUGGUUAUGAGAUGCAUGAGUUUGUGCCUCAAAGGAGUGCUGCCUAUAUCAGUCAACAUGAUGUUCAUAUUGCAGAAAUGACAGUCAAAGAAACCUUGGCCUUCUCUGCAAGAUGCCAAGGGGUUGGACCCCGUUAUGAAAUGCUGGAAGAGCUAACUAGAAGAGAGAGAGAAGAGAAUAUUAAGCCGGAUCCAGAUAUAGACAUCUUCAUGACGGCAAUUUCAACAGAAGGCCAGAAGGAGAUAUUGGUGACAGAUUAUAUUCUUAAGAUUUUGGGAUUAGAUACUUGUGCAGAUACCUUGGUGGGGGAUCAGUUAUUAAGGGGUAUCUCUGGAGGGCAAAAGAAACGAGUCACAACAGGUGAGAUGCUUGUUGGACCCGCUAGGGCACUUUUCAUGGAUGAAAUAUCAACUGGCUUGGAUAGUUCAACGACUUAUCAGAUUGUAAAUUCAGUCAAGAACUAUGUUCACAUCCUUAACGGGACUGCAGUCAUCUCACUGCUGCAGCCAGCACCUGAAACUUAUGAACUUUUUGAUGACAUUAUUCUCCUUUCUGAUGGCCAAAUUGUGUACCAAGGCCCUCGUGAACAAGUUCUUGAUUUUUUUGAAUCCAUGGGCUUUAAAUGUCCCGAGAGGAAAGGCAUAGCUGACUUCCUGCAAGAAGUGACAUCAAGGAAAGAUCAGGAGCAGUACUGGACAAACAGAGAUGAGCCUUUCAGGUUCAUCACAGUCAAGCACUUUUCGGAGGCUUUUCAAUCUUUUUCUGUGGGGAAAAGAAUUACUGAGGAACUUGCAGCUCCAUUUGACAAGACCAAGAGUGACCCAGCUGCCUUAACGACCAAGAAAUAUGGUAUAAGAAAAGUGGAACUCUUGAAAGCUUGCUUUUCAAGGGAACUCUUGCUUAUGAAGAGGAAUUCAUUUGUCUACGUUUUUAAGCUCACUCAACUUGCAAUAAUGGCACUGAUCACAAUGACCGUAUUCCUACGGAUUGAUAUGCACCGUGAUUCAGUAACUGACGGAGGAAUAUAUGCUGGUGCUUUGUUCUACUCCUUUGUUACUGUUAUGUUCAGUGGAAUGUCAGAGAUUUCUAUGACUAUUGCCAAGCUUCCUGUUUUUUACAAGCAAAGAGACCUCUUUUUUCCGUCGUGGGCAUAUGCCCUUCCCACAUGGAUUCUCAAGAUCCCUAUCACAUGGCUUCUGCGUUUAAACCGAUCCAUUGCUGGAAUGGGUAGAAGCAUGGUUGUUGCUUACACAUUUGGGUCAUUUGCACAGCUCAUGCUUUUUGCUUUGGGUGGCUUCAUCCUGUCAAGAGAGAAUAUACAGAAAUGGUGGAUAUGGGGCUACUGGAUAUCACCUUUGAUGUAUGGGCAGAAUGCAAUCGUAGUUAAUGAGUUCCGGGGAAAGAGUUGGAGUCAUGUUCUUCCAAACUCAACGGAACCGCUAGGAGUUGCUGUUUUGAGGUCUCAUGGAUUCUUUACACAUCCAUCUUGGUAUUGGAUUGGAGUAGGAGCUUUGAUUGGAUAUAUACUCAUAUUCAACGUUUGUUUCACUGUGGCUCUCACUUAUCUAAACCCAUUAGAGAAGCAACAGGCUGUUAAAUCGGAAGAAUCUCAAAGCAAAGAACAUGACGAGAAGAGUGGAGAAGUUGGUUGGUCACAGAACAAAGGAAAUAGCUUGAUUCCACAAAUCAACUCAGAUAAUGGAGAAGAGUGUACUAAUCAUAACAAGAAAAGAGGAAUGGUUCUUCCAUUUGAGCCGCAUUCCAUCACGUUUGAUAAAAUCACAUACUCUGUGGAUAUGCCACAGUCAAUGAAGAACCAAGGUGCUGUUGAGGACAAAUUGGUGCUUCUCAAGUGUGUUAGUGGUGCUUUUAGGCCAGGUGUUCUGACAGCCCUUAUGGGAGUGAGCGGUGCCGGUAAAACUACUCUAAUGGAUGUACUGGCUGGUAGAAAAACUAGAGGAUAUAUUGAGGGAAAUAUUUCAAUUUCUGGGUAUCCAAAGAAGCAAGACUCAUUUGCCAGAAUUUCUGGAUACUGUGAGCAGAAUGACAUCCACUCUCCUUAUGUUACUGUCUAUGAAUCCUUGAUGUACUCAGCAUGGCUGCGUCUAUCUACGAAAAUUAGUUCUGGAACCAGGAAGAUGUUCGUUGAUGAAGUGAUGAGACUCGUAGAGCUGAAUCCAUUAAGGCAAGCACUAGUUGGGUUACCUGGUGAAAGUGGUCUCUCAACCGAGCAGCGGAAGAGGCUGACCAUUGCGGUUGAACUAGUGGCAAACCCUUCUGUAAUAUUCAUGGAUGAACCAACUUCGGGUUUAGAUGCAAGAGCUGCUGCUAUUGUUAUGAGAGCGGUUAGGAACAUUGUGGACACGGGAAGAACAAUAUUGUGCACUAUUCAUCAGCCAAGCAUCGACAUAUUUGAAGCUUUCGAUGAGUUGUUUUUAAUGAAGCAAGGAGGACAGGAGAUGUAUGUAGGGCCACUAGGUCGUCAUUCUUGCCAUUUGAUCAAGUACUUUGAGGGAAUUGAGGGGGUGAGCAAAAUCAAGAAUGGCUACAAUCCAGCUACUUGGAUGUUAGAAGUUACCACUUCAGCAAAAGAAACGGCAUUAGGAAUUGAUUUUGCUGAUAUUUAUAGAAGUUCUGAAAUUUAUAGGAGAAACAAAUCCCUUAUUGAGGAACUGAGUACCCCUGCUCCUGGUUCACAGGACCUCUACUUCCCUACUCGAUACCCUCAGUCAUUUUUCACUCAAUGCAAGGCUUGCUUAUGGAAACAACAUUGGUCAUACUGGCACAAUCCGGAAUACAAUGCCAUAAGGUUGAUCUACACAACUGUGGUAGCCUUGCUGCUUGGGACAAUGUUCUGGAAUCUUGGUUCCAAAAUGGAAAAACAGCAAGAGCUCUUUAAUGCAAUUGGUUCUAUGUAUGCUUCUGUUAUCUUUCUUGGUAUUGAAAAUGCCAUGACAGUGCAGCCAAUAGUGGCUGUUGAACGAACCGUCUUUUAUAGAGAACGAGCUGCUGGAAUGUAUUCUGCCUUGGCAUAUGCCUUUGCACAGGUCACAAUUGAGGUCCUUUAUGUUUUUGCACAAGCUGUGAUCUACAGUGUCCUAGUUUAUGCGAUGAUUGGAUUUGAGUGGACUGUGGCUAAAUUCUUUUGGUACCUAUUCUUCAUGUUUUUCACAUGUUUGUACUUCACCUUCUAUGGCAUGAUGGGGGUGGCCUUGACACCAAAUCAACAUGUUGCUGGUAUAACUUCUAAUGCAUUUUAUGCAUUAUGGAACCUCUUUUCUGGAUUCAUCAUCCCACGAACUAGAAUUCCUAUAUGGUGGAGAUGGUACUAUUGGGCAUCCCCAAUGGCUUGGACCUUGUAUGGAUUGACUGUAUCACAGUUUGGAGAUAUACAGGCCAAGCUCAACACAGGUGAAACAGUACAAGAGUUUCUGAGAAGUUACUUUGGUUUCAAACAAGAAUUUCUAGGAGUGGUUGCAGCUGUAGUUGUUGGAUUUGCACUACUCUUUGCAUUUAUCUAUGCCUUCUCCAUCAAGAUGUUGAAUUUCCAAUGGAGAUAA
This is a messenger RNA of Prunus armeniaca (apricot), 4017 nucleotides long. NCBI's taxonomy places the organism in Eukaryota, Viridiplantae, Streptophyta, Magnoliopsida, Rosales, Rosaceae. The record is from the annotation of a GenBank genome assembly.